AUGGACGACCCAACCUGGGGCAGAGCGGGCCCCUCUAGGUACCCAGAGACCCGAAAACCACAAAACGCAGGAUACCGAGAAGGCUCCCUCUGGAAGCGAGGCCGAGACAACGGGCAGUUUCUAAGCCGGAAGUUUGUGCUGACCGAGCGAGAGGGGUCCCUGAAGUAUUUCAACAGAAAUGAUGCCAAGGAGCCCAAGGCUGUCCUGAAGAUCGAACAUCUGAACGCCACCUUCCAGCCGGCCAAGAUCGGCCACCCCCACGGCCUGCAGAUCACCUACCUGAAGGACAACAGCACCCGCAACAUCUUCGUCUACCACGAGGACGGGAAGGAGAUCGUGGACUGGUUCAAUGCGCUCCGCGCGGCCCGCUUCCAUUACCUGCAGGUGGCGUUCCCGGGGGCCAGCGACGCCGACCUGGUGCCAAAGCUCUCCCGGAACUACCUGAAAGAGGGAUACAUGGAGAAAACCGGGCCCAAGCAAACAGAAGGCUUCCGGAAGCGCUGGUUCACCAUGGACGACCGGAGGCUCAUGUACUUCAAGGAUCCCCUGGACGCCUUUGCUCGCGGGGAAGUCUUCAUCGGCAGCAGGGAGAGCGGCUACACGGUGCUGGACGGGCUCCCACCGUCCACCCAGGGCCACCACUGGCCACACGGCAUUACCAUCGUGACACCGGAACGCAGGUUCCUGCUGGCCUGUGAGACGGAGUCAGAGCAGCGGGCGUGGAUGGAAGCUUUUCGGAAGGUCGUGGACAGACCCAUGCUGCCCCAGGAGUACGCAGCCGGGCGGGCCUUGUGUCCCCGCGUCUCCCCCCUACGGCACGAGGGAGCAGAGGCCACCACGACCACCAGCCCCGAGCCGGCCUCUCUAGCCCAGCACCCGGACUACGAGCGGCCCGUCACCCGGACGUCUGUGAGGGUGGGCAGAGCCAGGGCGCCCGGGGACGAGGCUCGGCGGCUGUAA
Molecule: messenger RNA, 960 nt
Organism: Puma concolor (puma)
Lineage: Eukaryota; Metazoa; Chordata; Mammalia; Carnivora; Felidae
Source: RefSeq, a predicted model, not a curated record